Molecule: messenger RNA, 426 nt
Organism: Colletotrichum spaethianum
Lineage: Eukaryota; Fungi; Ascomycota; Sordariomycetes; Glomerellales; Glomerellaceae
Exons: 3
Coding region: 1-426 (141 amino acids)
Source: RefSeq, a predicted model, not a curated record
AUGAACGCCAAGGAGUUUAGACUCGCUGGGGAAAAGAAGACCUUUCAAGCACAAAUCAUUGACGACGGUUUCAAGCACUCUCUCAUGGUUUACCAAGACGUCGCGACGCAAGGCUUCCGCCUCCACGCCGCGGUAUGGGACGGCGAACUCCGUCUAUGUCCCGUCUGGACUGCCUUCGUCACGCACCAGUCCGCCUCGCCGACCUGGCUCCGACGCAAAAGCCGCCACCGCGUCUGGCUCACGGAUAUCCAGCUCUACGUUUUCUGCAAGAGGUACCGCCAGCAGAACCAGCGAAAGGGCGAAGCCGGCGCCUUCGAGAUCAACUUCGUCUCGGAGGGCGGCGCGGCGCACUUCCACGAGGCGUUUUGCUCCACGCCCUCGGAACCGUCCACCGGUUCGCCGGAGGCCAUCGAGGAUGCCAAGUAG